Molecule: messenger RNA, 1854 nt
Organism: Aureobasidium subglaciale EXF-2481
Lineage: Eukaryota; Fungi; Ascomycota; Dothideomycetes; Dothideales; Saccotheciaceae
Exons: 1
Coding region: 289-1590 (433 amino acids)
Biological process (GO): mRNA splicing, via spliceosome
Cellular component (GO): U2-type spliceosomal complex
Source: RefSeq, a predicted model, not a curated record
AUAUAAGUGCCGUGCAUCGUUACAGAUACAAUCGUGACGGAUCGUGAAGAGCCAAUAAAUUAUGUCGAGAGAAGUCGCGAGGGUCGGUUGUAUACAGUGUCUUGGCGCUUAACUCGGUGUGACUGUCUUGCAUCGCGGCUUUCGGGCGACCCUUUCCGCUUCCAUCGUCUUUACCGCGCAACAACAUUUUGGAAUUUACGCCAACCACUGACUGUCGCUCAUCCAACCCCCACGAAACGACCUUCUCCGACUAAACAGUAACAGCGCGAGUGCGCCCACAACAUCAAAAUGGGUGGCGAUUUGAACUUGAAGAAGUCAUGGCAUCCCGUGCUCAUGUCCAACCAGAAGCGCGUCUGGGAGGAAGAAAAGAAGGCACUGGAUGAGCGCAAGAAGAUCGAUCAAGUGCUCAAGGAGCGCGCCGAAGAACGUCAGAUCCAAGAACUACAACAGAUGCAAGAGGCCGCUGGCGGCAGGAAACGCGUCGACAGAGUGGACUGGAUGUAUGGUGGUCCCGCCGAUGGACAAAAGGGAACAACGGAAGAGAUGGAGGGGUACUUGCUCGGAAAGAGAAGACUGGAUGGACUUGUCAAGAGGGAUGCUACAGAGGCCAUGCAAAAGGCUGCCGCUAUUGGUCCCUCGGCCCUGGAGAUCGCAAAUAAGCAGAAGGACACAGCGACCAAGGUGCGCAACGACCCUAUGCUGGCCAUCAAACAACAAGAACAAGCUGCUCUGGAAGCCAUGAUGAGCGAUCCAACAAAACGCCGAGCUCUACUCAAGGCUGUCGGCAAGGACGAAGACGACACAAAGCGUAGCCAUCGCAAACACCGACACAGAGACGAUGAACACCGCAGCAAGCGUAGACGUCACGACAGCCAUUACAGCGACGACGAGAGACGUUCAUCCCACAAACAUCGGUCGGAUCGUCGUCGCUCGCCUUCAUACUCCCGAUCACGGUCGCCCGAACGCAGGAGAAGAGAUGACAGAAGGGAUGAUAGACGUUCCUCCCGAUCACGAUCAACAGAGCGUAGGAGAAGAGACGACAGGCACGACGAUAGAAGGUCUGACCGACGCGACGGUAAAAGGGACGACCGUCGUGAUGAUAGAAGAGACGACCGCCGUUCAUCUUACAAACGCGACUCCUAUCGACGCAAUAGCGUCUCUCGCUCUCCCGUACGAAAGACAGAACGCAGAUCAUCCUCGCCUAGACGUCGCGCAUCGCCAAAUUACGAACCAUACAGCGAUCGUGGCCACAGAUCCUCAAGGAAUGACAACAACCGCGGUCCUAGACCCAGAGAUGACGACCCCACAAGGCGCGAACGUCCAGCGUCCCCAGACCGUGAAGCAGAGCGUUUAGCCAAACUGGCAGCCAUGCAGUCCAACGCCACAGAGCUAGAAACAGAUCGUAAGAAGCGUCUUGCAGAGUUGGAGGAACGCGACCGCAAGCAGAAAGAAGAAGACGACCGAAAGCGAAGCGAGAAAGGCAAAUUUGUUGGUCAGAUACGAAGCCAGGCUGAUAUGGGAGAAGGUGGGGGUCUUGGUGCUAGGCUGGCUGGUAGGACAGGGUUGCAGAGGUUGGCUGGCGAUGAAUAGAUCGCAUUGGUAAAUGGCAUAUAACGAAGCAUAACUCACAUCUUCAUAGGAUCAUCUUCUCCAUGUUUCAGGAAGCAGUCGAUAUAGUCGCAAUAGGGUACCGCAACACCGGCCGAACAUUAGAAUGACAGCCUCAAGCCAUGUCCUUGCCUGCCCUCUCUCUCACCGACUUCAUGUCUCGAGAAACACUCUUAUUGCUUCCUUCCCAUACAUCACUAAGGUAGUUAUGAAACAAUCGGAAGCACUGCUACCAUGUCUCCCCGC